Daldinia childiae is the source of this 870-nucleotide messenger RNA. RefSeq lists its product as uncharacterized. The record is from RefSeq and is a predicted model, not a curated record. The transcript has 3 exons. Lineage: Eukaryota; Fungi; Ascomycota; Sordariomycetes; Xylariales; Hypoxylaceae. Bases 1 to 870 code for a protein of 289 amino acids.
AUGGUUCAGCGCAUUCACCGAGAAGCCAACUUACAGGCCUUCAUUAAUGCUGUGGAGAAGGAUGGCUGUGUCAUCAUCGAAGGCUUUACCACCCUCGAGGCGCUUGCCGACGCGCAGGAAGAAGUGCAACCCUACCUUGAUGCUUCCAUUUCGGCUAGCGGAAGCACGGUUGGGGCUUUGAACGGAGGCACUGCGACAUGCACGCGCCUAAUCGGCAGAAGCAAGACGGCUCGUGAGAAGUUUUUCUCUGACCCCUUGUACCAGGAACUCGCGGAGCACUUUAUUGGUGUCGAGUCCACGACUUGGUAUGGAGAUGAGCCACAAGUUAACAAGUCUCACCCUCUCCUCUCCAUCUCAAUUACAAUGGACUCCCGGCCCGGGUGCAAAGCUCAGCGUCUACAUCGAGACGACAAGAAUCACCACGCGAGACACGCAAAGACCGAUAAGUACUCCCAAGGCCGAGACAUGUUAAUAGGGCUAUUUGUACCAGGCUGCGACACAUCCAAGGUGAAUGGUGCAACAAGAAUUGUGCCUGGAUCGCACCUUUGGGGUGACGAAAAGCCUGAUUUUGGCCCCAAUGGUGAUGCAGGUGUCAUCGAUGCCGAGUUGAAGAGAACGGAUGCCUUUAUUAUGCUCGGGAGUCUCUAUCACGGCGCUGGGCACUAUUCGCUGCCGUCUGGGAACCGCACCGUACAUAUAUUCUUUAUGUGUAGUGGCGUACAUCGUCAAGAGGAAAUUCCCUUCCUUAGCUAUCCUAUAGAAGAAGUAAAGACUUACUCACAAUUGGUGCGUGAUAGGUUAGGCUGGAAGCAAUCCGAACCAAAUCUUGGAUGGGUCGAUUUGAUGUCUCCUGAGUACUUAUUAGCAUAA